AUGGCAGAUUGGUCUGAAUUACAGGAGGAGCUCUUGUUCUUGAUCGCUGUUCGAUUGUUCUCCGUGGUCGAACUCAAGCGCUUCCGAAGCAUAUGCAAAUCUUGGCGCUCCUCCGUUCCCGGCAACUACGCUCACUUCCCGAACAGCCCUCUCUUCUACGUCAACCAACUCCCAGAAAUCUCUCUCUCCCAAUGGUUCAGCCUUGUCAAGAUAUAUCUCUCACGUGCAGCCUUUUUCCAUGUCACCCUCUCCUCAUCCCCGAGCCAGGGCUGGCUUAUCAAAUCCGGCGCUGACAUCAACUCCGGCGCUGACAUCAACUCCGGGAAACUCCGUCUCCUCGAACCACUCUGUCGCCGUCCGAUGACACAUUCGCUCACGAGUGUUGAUCUUUCGGGGUUCACUAUGUCAGAGAUUCAAGAAUCCUUUGCGAUUCGGAAGAGAGGAUUCAUAAGAGUGGUGCUUGUCAAAUUAAAAAAAGGAGAAGCUCAUCAUAAUCGGAUUCUUGGACUCAGCAGGUUCGGGGAGAUCAAGCACUGGAAUAGAAAUAAGUGGAGAGUACUCAGAAAGAUGGCUGAUCAUAAAUUCUCUGACAUUAUAGUUCACAAAGGACUAAUGUAUGCCUUGGAUACACGAGGCGUUGUGUGGUGGAUUAAUUCUCGUCUUGAAAUAUGUAUGUACGGACCUCCAGUUGAUGAUGACAUCACAUAUAGCCUACCCGGAGACAAGAGCUUUGUGGAAUGCUGCGGAGAGCUUUACAUUGUCGACCGACUUUGUAACAGAAAAGCUGGCGUCUAUAUUCCGAAUGCUGAAACAGUUGGUUUCAGAGUUUAUAAGUUUGAUGAGGAGCUAGGCCAAAUGAUGGAGGUUAAGUCUUUGGGAGACAAAGCAUUUGUGCUGGCUACCGACACUGGUUUCUCUGUUUUGGCUCAUGAGUAUUACGGAUGUCUUCAGAACUCUAUUUACUUCAAAGACGGCGAGAAAGAGCUUAAUGUGUUUAAGCUAGACAAUGGUAUUGGAAGUAGCAUCACAACAAUGUCCCAGUUUUCUCAGAGUUGUUUUCAAAUGUUUUUUCCUAGCUUUCUCUGA
Molecule: messenger RNA, 1086 nt
Organism: Camelina sativa (false flax)
Lineage: Eukaryota; Viridiplantae; Streptophyta; Magnoliopsida; Brassicales; Brassicaceae
Source: RefSeq, a predicted model, not a curated record